Trichobilharzia regenti is the source of this 854-nucleotide messenger RNA. The record is from the annotation of a GenBank genome assembly. Lineage: Eukaryota; Metazoa; Platyhelminthes; Trematoda; Strigeidida; Schistosomatidae.
AUAAGCAUUAGGCGCUACAUAGAUUAUUGUGGUGAUUUUUGCGCAUUUGCUUAUUUGAUUUUCACUGUGAAUUUCCGGAUUGUGCAUAUUUUAUUUUCAAAAUAUUUUCCAUAGAUUAUUAGUAAAUGGGUUUGACGAAAAAAAUCUUAUCACCGGCCGAUAUACGUCAAUGGACUGCUUCAGUUGCUCUCAGCGAAAUACUUGACUUGAUCAACGGUGUCAACAACAAAAUAGUCUCACGUCUAAUUCAGAAAGAUUUGUUAACAUCUAAGGCUAUAACGUUAGUAUGUGAGGUACUUGAGAAGAUGCAACAGGCAGUCAAACAAUACCCACCUGAGGAGCAGCCACAACGAUUUGGAAAUAAAGCAUUCAAGAGUUGGUUUUCAUGGUUACAAGAGAAUGCAAUUGGGCUAUGUACCAGUAUAUUUAUUGAUCAUGGCAGUGGAGACUUCAAUGAUCCGCCGAUAUCAUAUAAGGAAGCAAUUGAUGAAGUUUCCUGUUAUCUAAUCGAGUCGGUGGGAAAUUCAACACGUAUCGAUUAUGGAACUGGUCAUGAAUUGGCUUUUUUGGCAUUUUUAACUUGUCUUUUCAAACUCAAUAUCUUACACAAGCAAACGGAUUCUGAUUCAACAGUUAUAAACGAUCUUCUAGCUAUCGGUCUCGUCGUAAUGCCAAAAUAUUUAAGCUUGGUUCGAUUACUGCAAACAACAUAUCGUAUGGAACCGGCUGGAUCUCAUGGUGUUUGGUGUUUAGAUGAUUUUCAAUUUGUACCAUUUAUUUGGGGAAGUAGUCAACUGAUUGGUAAUUUCAAUUGUAAAAAAUAUUUUUUUUUUAAAGGUUUUAAAGUCGACUAG